Messenger RNA from Nematostella vectensis (starlet sea anemone), 1063 nucleotides. RefSeq names its product magnesium-dependent phosphatase 1. The record is from RefSeq and is a predicted model, not a curated record. The coding region runs from base 521 to 1021 and encodes 166 amino acids. The transcript has 6 exons. NCBI's taxonomy places the organism in Eukaryota, Metazoa, Cnidaria, Anthozoa, Actiniaria, Edwardsiidae. Gene Ontology annotation, molecular function: acid phosphatase activity.
UGAAACAAUCAUGUGCGUGAUCCUUCAUAUUUUCGCUCUCCAUCUCGUCAAAUUUCGCGCCACUGUUUAAACUUUGCAAGUCAGUGGGAUGGCAUGACCAAGAGACCAUGGUCUCUUGUUAUAACUUAUUAAAUGCGACUUUAAUUCCUGUUAUUAACUAUAUCACAUCCGGUUACUUGCUUUGCAGAUGAUUUAUUCAAUCAAAAUCCAACAAUUUUUUUACAUCAAACAACAAAUAUGUUCAUACAUACCAUAAUAUCGGUAUCAUUAUUAUUCGCCAUUCUGUGGCUUAGGCUCUGACUGUUCCCCGAUGACGACAUGACGUCACUCAAGUGUUAGGGUUUCGGAUAAUGUUCGCAAGGAACGCCUGGUGUAUAUUGUCCAAAAUAUUGGAGUCUUGAUACGGAGUCGUAGAGAGAUGUAGUUUUUAUGUAGUUAUUUUGUAAAGCAGAUUAUUUCUGGCUGCCACGACGCAGGCUAAAAGAGAUGUUUUAGAACCGACGUUUUAUACCCGAACAAAAUGGGGACACAUGGUGAUUGGUUGCCAAAGCUAGUCGUUUUUGAUAUAGAUUACACACUCUGGCCCUUUUGGGUGGAUACUCAUGUUGAUCCUCCAUUCUGCAAACAAAGUAAUGGAAAUGUGACAGACAGGAGAGGAAAAAGGAUAAAACUAUACCAUGACGUCAUGGAUGUAUUGUACUGGUUACAGAAGAAAAGUGUACCUCUGGCGGUAGCCUCUAGAACAAACGAACCAGAGGCAGGAAAAGAAUUAUUAAAAGUCCUUGAUAUUGACAAGUUCUUCAAAUAUAAGGAGAUUUACCCUGGAUGCAAAGUCACUCACUUCAAAGAGUUUAACAAGCAAAGUGGAAUUGCCUUUUCCCAGAUGCUAUUUUUUGAUGAUGAACAAAGAAACAUUAGAGACAUCUCUCAUCUAGGUGUCACUUGUAUACUGGUCCCUGAUGGUCUAUCAAUGGAAUUGUUUAAAGAAGGACUCUCUAAGUACAAGCAAAGGUUGACGUGACAGACAGAAUGACAAUAGUUUAAUUAAAUGAUUUUAAUAGUU